Phyllostomus hastatus (greater spear-nosed bat) is the source of this 5720-nucleotide messenger RNA. It is a transcript of the gene F11, whose product is annotated as coagulation factor XI. The record is from RefSeq and is a predicted model, not a curated record. NCBI's taxonomy places the organism in Eukaryota, Metazoa, Chordata, Mammalia, Chiroptera, Phyllostomidae. The transcript has 15 exons. The coding region runs from base 348 to 2225 and encodes 625 amino acids. Gene Ontology annotation, cellular component: extracellular region. Gene Ontology annotation, biological process: proteolysis. Gene Ontology annotation, molecular function: protein binding; serine-type endopeptidase activity.
ACUGAGUGUGAGUUUGCCCGACUGUGGAGGUACAAAGGUGAACUCCAGCUCCUCGGCUGUCUCUCUCUGUGUGCCACUUGUUUGAAUCCAGAGUAAAAUAAGAAAACAAAGGGAAGGUAUUGAAAAAGCAGGCAACUUUACCAAGGUGCAUUUGGGACACACAUAGAUUCUAACAGCUUCCACAGACAUGCUAUGCAAAGAGAUAUUACCUAACCUUGGGAACCACUAAAAGUAAAUAUUAAAGUUACGAGACCAUUGCCUGAACACGGUCCUUCAGAGGAUGAAGAGCAUUCUGGAAGAAGAAAACCACUUUUAUUAAGAACUUCAUCAGACAACGGUUUUCCAGGAUGAUUUUGUUAUACCAAGUGAUACCUUUUGUUUUAUCUGCCUCGGUUUCCGGUGAAUGUGUGACUCAGCUGUUCACAGACACCAGCUUCCAGGGAGGCAACGUGGCCGCUGUGUUCACGCCCAGCGCCGAGCACUGCCAGGUGGUCUGCACCCAUCACCCGAGGUGCUUGCUGUUCACUUUUGUGGCUGAAUCGGCAUCUCAGGAUCCUGCUAAAUGGUUUACUUGCACCCUGAAAGACAGCGUUACAGAAACACUGCCAAGAAUAAAUAUGACGGGAGCGGUUUCAGGAUACUCUUUCAAGCAAUGCUCACACCACAUAAGUGCUUGCAACAAAGAAGUUUACGAGGGCCUGGACAUGAAGGGCGUGAACUACAACAGCUCCGUCGCCCAGGGCGCGCACGAGUGCCAGGAGCGGUGCACGAACGACGUGCACUGUCACUUUUUCACCUACGCCACGCGGCGGUUCCCCAGCGCGGCGCAUCGUAACAUUUGUCUGUUGAAGCACACCCACACGGGGACGCCAACCAGGAUAGCGAAGCUCAAGGACGUGGUGUCUGGAUUUUCCCUGAAACCCUGCGCGCUUUCUAAACUGGCCUGCGUGCGCGACGUGUUCCCCAGCACCGCGUUUGCUGAUGACAACAUCGACAGCGUCCGGGCUCCCGACCCCUUUGUCUGUCGCAACAUUUGCACUCACCAUCCCAAUUGUUUGUUUUUUACCUUCCUUUCCCAGGCGUGGCCGAAGGAAUCCGAAAGAAACCUGUGUCUCCUGAAAACAUCGAAAAGCGGUAUACCGAGUACUCGCUUUAAAAAGAACAACGCUCUUUCGGGGUUCAGUCUGCGAACGUGCAGACACAGCGUCCCAGUGCUCUGCCAUACUUCGUUUUACCCAAACACCGACUUCUUGGGAGAAGAACUGGACAUUGUGGGCGUGAAAGGGCACGAAGCCUGCCAGAACGCGUGUACCAACACCAUCCGCUGCCAAUUCUUUACCUAUUCUCCAUCUCCAGAGUCUUGCCACGGAGGCCUGGGGCGCUGUUACUUAAAACUUUCUUCAAACGGGUCUCCAACUAGAAUACUGCACGGGAGAGGAGGCAUCUCUGGAUAUACGUUACGGUUAUGUAAGAUGGAUAAUGCGUGCACAACCAAAAUCAAGCCCAGAAUUGUGGGAGGAACGGCGUCUGUCCGCGGCGAGUGGCCGUGGCAGGUCACGCUGCACAUCACCUCCCCCGUCCAGAGACACCUGUGUGGGGGCUCCAUCAUCGGAAACCGGUGGAUACUAACAGCGGCUCAUUGUCUCAGCGGGAUAGAGUCCCCUAAAAUGUUGCGUGUCUAUGGUGGCAUUUUAAAUCAGUCGGAAAUAAAAGAGGAUACCGCUUUCUUGGGAGUUCAAGAAAUAAUCAUUCAUGACCAGUACGAAACGGCAGAGAGUGGCUAUGACAUUGGCUUGCUGAGACUGCACACAGCAAUGAACUACACGGAUUUUCAACGACCCAUAUGCCUGCCGUCCAAAGGAGACAGGGACGUCAUGUACACUGACUGCUGGGCGACCGGAUGGGGCUACAGGAAAUUCAGAGACAAAAUACAAAAUACUCUCCAGAAAGUCAAGAUCCCCUUGGUGACCAACGAAGAAUGCCAGGCGCGCUACGCAAGACACAGAAUAACCAACAAGAUGAUCUGCGCGGGCCACCACGACGGGGGGAAGGACGCUUGCAAGGGAGACUCGGGAGGCCCCCUGUCCUGCAAACACAACGAGGUCUGGCAUCUGGUGGGCAUCACGAGUUGGGGCGACGGCUGUGCUCAGAGGGGGCGCCCCGGCGUCUACACCAACGUCGUCGAGCACGUGGACUGGAUUUUGGACAAAACUCAGGCAGCGUGAACGCGUUCCCAGGGGCCGCUUGGCUCCGCGGAGGGCAAGCCAGGCCGCUCCCCGGAAGACAGUUUCGCCUACCCCGAAGACGACGCGGGAUCCCCAUUUUCCUGCACAGGGGACCGUCCUGUGCCAGUAACAAAUGGAAGAGGCUUGGCGUUUGUAAGAACACACACAAGAAAACAAACAGUCCUUUUCAAAAGUCCCUGUCCCGUGGCGAUCACGGUCUGUUUUCAGCCUCUUCCUGUUCGAUCAGUCUUCUGCCGAGACAAAGGAACAGCAUAAGGCGACAGUUUUGAAGAUGAAAAAUGUAGCCGGAUAGACCCGCAAAGAAUCGAGUAGCGGCACCGAAGGGUGACAGCUUCUAGUGCAGAGUCUGGACGUCCUGUCUGUUGAAAUGAAGUAGGUGUUCCGUGAGCCACUUCUGAAGCAUUUCCAGGCAGGGUGUGACCCUAGAGAUAAUCGUUUUACGUCAUUAUCAUUUAAUUCUAUGCAAUGAGAGUUGACGUGGACAUUCCAGAACUAAGUGAACAGCUUGUUACAAGGACAUUAUAGACCUAAAGAUCUGGAAGCCCAGCCAUCAGUGAUUAAUAUUAUUAAUAAUAGCAGUCACCUCAUUUUGAUUAACAAGAAGAAGAAAAAGAACACAAGAAGGUCACAACAUCGAUCCCUUACCCCAGGCCUGCUGUUGCUGCCCGCCCUACUGUGCGCUUUGCUCCUUCUUACGCCUCUCACCCCCUGGUUACACCAUAUAAGAUAAGGUACGAUCUCCCCCAUUAUAACCAUAGAAUGCUGAUUUUUUAGAGGAGAAAGAAACAUUCGUUUGUACAUAUUUUCAACUCAGUUCUCCAUUUCCCCACAAGAUGGCACUUUUAACCUCUUUUUGCUACAUUUUAUACUAUAGCAUCUGGCCGGGAUGCACUUAAUUUUUCACGUGUUUAAACAAAUUCAAGUGUGUAUAGCAUCUGUAAACGUGACAUCAACUCCACGGCUUCCAUUCCAAGUUGCUUUACUUUUCAAGCGUGACCGUCGUUGGUAUCUAGUCCCGAGCGUGUUGCUCUUCCUUCAAACCCUGCGCUCCACAGCGCCCGGCUUUGGGGCGUCACUUCCCUUUGGUGACUAACCAUUGAGAACCCCAGGAGUGGGCGCACAGUGGGUGGUGUGUGCCAAGGCGACCUCCCCAAACACCUGUAGGACUGCAGGGGGAGGGCUUACCUGUGUGCCACUGGCCCAUCCCUGUGGCCACUUGCCACCUCGCUGAGUCCUGUGGCACAGGGCUACUGCUUGCCACGUCUCUGUGGUUUCCCCCAAGCUGCUGCAGCCCUCCCCUCCUGUUUGCCACCCCCAACCUCCUGGCCUCUUCCUGGCCCCAUGCCUGCCCAGCUGGGCAUGUGAACAGAACCCUCUCUCUCCAUCCCUCAGAAUGUUGUUAAGAUCAUGUGGCAAUAUGUGAAAGCUUGUUUUUUGAAUACCGAAGGCUUGUGAUAACAGAAAAAAAUACAGUCCCACUCUAUGCACACACACACACACACACACACACACACAGGUGGGAUUUGGAUACACUCACUCGGACACGUCAGGAUCGAGUUCCUCUGUAGAGGGUCCCUCGCUGGCUAUGUGAGCCCCUGACCCCUGGCUUGCAGGAACCAGCUGGAGCAUUCUCCAACCACAGGUCCCACAGGGGCAAAGUCAGGUUUAAUGGGGCCAAAACUUGUACUACUCCGUGACCUCGACGCAGAAAGCCUCUUAGAGGCAAAACCUUGGUCAGUUUACUUGGUUUGUCCCUUCACGUGGUGAGAGAAAAGGCCUGAGGUACGAGUUUGUCCUGACUGGUGGACAGCGUUGAAUGAGCUGGCCACGGAGCUAGGGACCUGGGGGACAAAAAUGAAAUGAUGCUGGUGGGAAGAAAACUCUGGGGAAGGCGGACCUGGGUACAAGACUUCAGAGGGUGAUGCAAAAUCGUCAUAGCUUCCAAGCCUGCCCACGAGAGGGCGCAGCUGUCCCAUGAACUGAAUACCAACUCUAGACUCCGCAGAGUUUAGAGAAACAAACUGCUUGAACCCUUCAAGUGUCAUUCCCCUCUCAAUCCUUAUGCUCCUCCCAUUUUCAGCCCUCCUGUUUUCCAGUUUUACUGGAGUCCAGUCUCAGCUCAAGCUCCCUAUGGCAAAAUUACAAUUCAACCCCGCUGGGCAGACAGAUUCGGGUGCGGUGGGAUACGGGGAAGGGGCGGAUGCUACCUAUCUCCAUCCGACUCCCACGAAGCUCACCUGGAGACGUCUGCCAGACGUCAUCUGGGCAGUGCAGGGACCGGCUGGAAACGCCGCCCCCCACCCCCAGUCCCACCCUUACACCAUGAAGCUAAAAUCGCCUUCUCAGGAAUUAAAAAAAACAAACAAACCUUCAGAAAGUGGGUUCAGAUGUUGACUCUGGAAAGAGGUGCCUGAUGGGCAGAUUUUUUUUUCUGAGAGCCACAGAAUAUGAGGGAAAAGAAAUAAAGACUUAGGAAGUCAUACUUCAAAUUAAGCAUUGAACUGUUUAUCUAAGGAAGAGAGCGCAGUCCCUCUUAGAAUCCAGAGCAGACUCGUACACAGAAGUGUUAUUUGGGGAUGAAUCUCAGUUCAAGAGUUCCUCUUAAACUUACUCCAAGUCAUUGUUGCAGAAGACUCAAGAUGCAAACUAUCAAGAAUAUUUAGCCUUGGCUGGUGUGGCUCAGUGGAUUGAGUGCCGCCUGCGAACCAGAGGGUCACUGGUCGGAUUCCUAAUCCAGGCACAGGCCUGCGUUGCAGGUCAGGUCCCCAGUAGGGAGCGUGCAAGAGGCAACCACACACUGAUGUUUCUCUCCCUCCCUUUCUCCCUUCCCUCCUCCCUUCUUUCCUCUCUCUACAAAAAUAAAAUGAAUAAAAUCUUUAAAAAAAGAAUAUUCAAAACUACCAGAAAUGAACUAAUGGAAUUAACUGUCUUACCCAUUAUCCAGUUCAUCCAAGAAUAAUUAUUACAAUUGAUUUUAAGGCCUGUAACUGCCAUAUUUUACUACUGAAUGUAAGAGAUGGGAAAGAAACUUUUAAAAUAUAAUUGGUAAUUUUAUAAGUGAGAAUUGUUAAAUGGAGAAGAACUUAUUGAAAAUGUUACUGUAUUUCAGAUAAUUCAGAUAUUUGUUUUAAAAAGUGGACGAAUCUAAAUUUAGCUGAUUCACAAACUUUAAAAUAAAUGUCAGAUUUUUAAAAGAUGCUACUGUAGGCCUCAAAGAAUAGUUAUCUUUCUGUCAACGAAUCUGGUCAUACAAAAUUUCUGUUAAAUAUUUUAUUACGUGCUUAGAUGCUGAAAAUCUUCCUUUUAACUAACAGAAGCUUUUGGCUUAGUUCAUAUUCAAAUUACCAACAGUAGUUAUUUAACAGAAUUUUAAGCGUUUAAGAAUUUGUUAAUAGUAUUUUAUGAAUGUCUUGAAGAAAAUGUAUAAAACACAUCACAACACAGACGUUAGAAUAAAAAGCACCCAUGGUCCAA